Nerophis ophidion (straightnose pipefish) is the source of this 2147-nucleotide messenger RNA. Its product is annotated as zinc finger protein 177-like. NCBI's taxonomy places the organism in Eukaryota, Metazoa, Chordata, Actinopteri, Syngnathiformes, Syngnathidae. Gene Ontology annotation, cellular component: nucleus. The coding region runs from base 322 to 1317 and encodes 331 amino acids. The transcript is spliced from 2 exons. Gene Ontology annotation, molecular function: RNA polymerase II cis-regulatory region sequence-specific DNA binding; DNA-binding transcription factor activity, RNA polymerase II-specific. Gene Ontology annotation, biological process: regulation of transcription by RNA polymerase II. The record is from RefSeq and is a predicted model, not a curated record.
AUUCCCAGCUUCCGGGGUAAACGGAAGACAUCAGAAAGAGCACAUCGAAUGAGAAAGACGCUAAUAAGUCAGUCCUAUUAUUUUUUCUCCAGUUUGAAAUAUUUACGUCGUAUAAAAUACAUAUUUGAUUCUUUAUUUAAGGAUAAAGUGGUCUGGAUGCGCUAGAAGCACUGUGCUGCUUCUCGUGCUAUCUUUGCUUGUUAGUUAGCUUAGCUCGCUAGUUAGCUUAGCUUGUUAGCUGCUAACAGAAGACACAGAAGUUAUCAACACAUCGCUAAGUAGAGAUCAAGUGUGAGAGUAAAGUGUUGUGAUUGUGUGAAAAUGUCUACAUUACAAAUGUUGAGAGCGUUGGUGGAUCAGCGACUAACUGCUGCCGUUGAAGAAAUAUUUGUAGUGUUAGAAAGAACGAUAGCAGAAUACCAGGCGGAACUUUCUAGAACUAAAGAGGAGAACAAUCAACUACUGGACGCUGUUUUCAAGAAACAUCAAGUUGUGUUACACAGAACAGACGUCGAAGAACAUAUUUUUCGUGAGCAGGAAGAGGAACCACAGUCCCCCCACAUUAAAGAGGAAGUUGAGACGCCACAGACCCAUAGUGUUAAACUGACCCUUCACAUUAAAGGGCAAGCGGAGGACCCACUGAACUUACACAUCAAAAAUAAAGAGGAGGACCCACUGACCCCUCACAUUAAACAGGAAGAGGAGUACCCACUGACCCCUUACUUCAAAGAGGAAGAGGAGGACCAAGAGCCGCCGCAGAUUAAAGAGGAAGAGGAGGAAAAGGGCAUCAGUCAGCCUAAAUGGUUGGAGGAGUUCCCAGUGACUGGUGUCCCUGUGAAGAGUGAAGAUGAUGAGGUGAAAGGUGAAAGUGAGGAGAGGGGAGGGGGGGAGCCUCCAAGCAGCAGCUCAACACAACACAUGACAACAGAAGCUGAUGGAGACCACUGUGGAGGAUCACAAGCAGACAAGCUCUUAGCUCCACUAUCAGAUAGUGAGGACACAACGUCACACUCUCCUGACACUGAUGAUGAAGACUCUAAAGAUGAUAAGACAUGUCACACUGACAACACUCACUUCACAUCUUCUCACUGUCACAAAACCUUUAAAUACCAUUGUAGUCUGAAAGUACACAUGAGAACACACACUGGAGAAAAACCUUUUUCUUGUUCACUCUGUAGUAAAGGUUUUGCACAAAGUCACGAUUUGAAAAGACACAUGAGAACACACACUGGAGAAAAACCUUUUUCUUGUUCAAUAUGUGGUAAAGGUUUUACACAACGUCAAAAUUUGAAAGUACACAUGAGAACACACUGGUGAAAAAAACGUUUCUUGUUCAAUCUGUGGUAAAGGUUUUGCACAAAGUAAUAAUUUGAAAAGACACAAGAGAACACACACUGGAGAAAAACCUUUUUCCUGUUCGACCUGUGGUAAAGGUUUUACAAGAAGUACAUAUGCGAAAGUACACACGAGAACACACACUGGUGAAAAAUCACAUUCCUGUUCAAUCUGCAACAGAAGCUUUUGUUGACGAUCAACCCUUGUAGCACACAUGAGAAGACACCCAGGAGAGAAAGUGUUGAGUUGCAGUGUGUGUGGUGAAAGAUUGUCUUCUAAGUACCAGUGUAAGAAACACAAGUGUGCUGGUGAGAACAGCAGCAGCAAAUGAAACUGCAGGAUUUGAAAUAAACUGUCCAGACUUUCAUUUUGACUUUCUAACAACAUCAUCACAUAUAACAUGUGUGACAUUGUUGUUUGUCUAACAAUCUGUUCAAUAUGCUUCUACAUUUAUAGAUUAGACAGUUUGAAAUAUAAAAGUAUUACUUAUUUGUAGUUGUAAUUGUUGAUAAUCCCAUAGAUUAUCACCUUUAUAUGAUAUACAUAUGUACUGGUUCACAUCUGAAACAUCUUCUGGACCACUUCAGGAAGCAUAUUAUUAUUUACUUUAUACAUCAUUUGAACAGUUGUCUUUUAUACAAUUUUAAAAUGUGUGACUUUAUGAAUCAUUUGUUGGGUCUCUAUAAUCCAUUUUAUUAAUCAUCUUUACUACUCUCUUUUGUAAUAUGAUGAUUGUGUUGUGAUUUUUUUAUACUUUAACUUAAUAUGUAUGUACUUGUACGUUUAUGCAAUAAAAAGUGAGAGAAAAUGGC